GGAGCUGAGCCCCUUCCUGCAGGCGCCGGCAGAAGGGCGGCAGGUCGCGCCGGCAGCUGCUGUCAGCGGUUGCGCUCCGCUCCCCGGUUCGGCGAUGGCGGCCACCGUGGCGGGGCUUCGCGCCUCUUACCACCGCCUGCUCGACCGCAUCGAGCUUAAGCUGCCGCCGCGGCUGCGGCCCAUCUACAACCACCCUGCAGGUCCCAAGACAGUGUUUUUCUGGGCGCCUGUUAUGAAAUGGGGUUUGGUAUGUGCUGGAAUGGCAGAUAUGACAAGACCAGCAGAAAAAUUGAGCACAGCACAGUCUGCAGUGUUGACGGCUACAGGCCUUAUUUGGUCAAGAUACUCUCUAGUCAUCAUACCUAAAAACUGGGGCCUGUUUACCGUGAAUUUCUUUGUUGGCUGUGCUGGUGGUUCCCAGCUCUUUCGAAUAUGGAGAUAUAAUCAGGAACUAAAGGCAAAGGAACAAGAACAGCAGCAUCAGAAAGAAGCUUAACCCUACUGACUGAAUCCAGCCACACACACUUUCCAGUGGGACCCAGCUUGACUGGUUUUAAUCUUUUUCUCUGUGAAGAGAAAACAUAACCUUUCUAAAUGUCUAGAGAACAAACAUUUCUAUCACUGGAGAUAAUAUGCAGUGCCUCUACAUAUUUACGUAAAAUAUAACGUUUAAAUUAUAGUUGAUGUAACCAACUGUCUUGAGUGAGUAUGCUUUGUAUUUUGCCUUUUGGAAGAAACUGGUUCUUCAAUGAUUGGUGGCUUAGCAAAUUGUCAGAACCAGUUCUGGCAUCCAUUGAAAUCUGACUGCUGGCAAGGUGACAUCCCUACACAAAUUAAAACAAGCUCUUGAAAAUCUAAGACUAGUCCUUCAAAAUUAGAUGCACUGUGUAGCAAGUGCAAGUCUUACCUACCAACUAUCAUAUGGCAUUAGAGCAGCACUCUUGCUUUCAAGACCAUGACUCCUGUGUUUCUUUCCCCCCAACACCUCCUUUUCUAGGACUGUGGUUUGAUUCUUUCCAUUGCCCCAUUCUGUAUUUCUUCUGACUUGUUUUCUUGCAAGAUGCAUGAGGCCUCCUUUUCUCCUUUUGAUGAUCAGUUUCCAUUUGCAUUCUCAGUUGGCCAGUGCCCAUUGCUGUCCAAUUUAUUUUGCAAAGUAAUUUCUGAGCAUUUAAUUGGCCAUUCACUUUAUAGGAGUGGAGAGAGGCUGGCAGAAGCCUUUCCAAUUGCUAUCAUUGUAAUUUCUUGUAUCCGCAAAAAUAAGGAGCAUUUAUGAGUAAGACUGUUGCACAGCUCCUCCCCCCCAAUCCCAAAACGUUCAGAUAGGAUCUAGGAAAUGUGCCUAAUGCAAGAUAAACCCCCACCUGCAAGGAGCUUGCAGCCAGGAGAGAACUCACUAGGAAACACAGGAGUCACCUUCCUGUUGUGGAAUGAAGUAGUGGUCAUGCAUAAUGUCUACACACACAGACCAGGUGAACUGCUGCAUCAUUACUCCAUUAAAUUGUAUGAUAGUCAAAACCAAAA
Molecule: messenger RNA, 1521 nt
Organism: Alligator sinensis (Chinese alligator)
Lineage: Eukaryota; Metazoa; Chordata; Crocodylia; Alligatoridae
Gene: MPC2
Product: mitochondrial pyruvate carrier 2
Exons: 5
Coding region: 95-496 (133 amino acids)
Biological process (GO): pyruvate import into mitochondria
Cellular component (GO): mitochondrial inner membrane
Molecular function (GO): pyruvate transmembrane transporter activity
Source: RefSeq, a predicted model, not a curated record